GACCGAGAGACAGAGGCUGAGAGCAGCCAAGGGGCAGAGAGACAGACCCAGUGGGGCCACGCGGGAGGAGACUUGGGAGACGCACUUGUGCAGACCACUGAGGCCGACUGCCACUUGGAGCUUUGCGGGGCUGAGCCGCCCUCUCCCACAUCAGCUGGGAGACCCUUGGGGCUUCAGAGGCCGCGUCUGGGCUCCAUCGAGGAGGUGCGAGUUCCUUUUCUGGAGAGCAAACUUUCCACAGAGAUGCCUCGCAGGGUGAGGUGCAGCCCCCGAAGAGGACUGGGCAGCCUCUGAUCGCAGUCUGUGUGCCCCCUACUGCCCAGGGCCAGGAGGCCACAGGGAAAGGACAUCCUGAUAUCAUAGGCACGGGGACCCCCGGCUCAGCUCAGUGGACGAGGCCCGAGAGUUUGCAAACUCAGCUCUGGAGUUCGGCGGCAACAGCAGCAGCAGGAAAAACCUGCCCCUGCCCCCCCUCCCGCUGCCUACCCUACCCUGUCCUCCCUUCACCUACCAGGCACCCCCAGUUCUCACAGGGCCCUCCCGCAUGUCAGACCCAGACGUCGCCAGGGGCCCUGAUGCCCCCACCAUGUGGCCUCCCUGUUCCAGGGGUGCCUGAGCCCCUUCAAGGAGACCCCACCCCCUCCAUCCCCCACCUUGGCCCAGUCCUGAGCCCUAGGGACAAUGAGUGGGGGCAAGAAGAAGAGUAGCUUCCAAAUCACCAGUGUCACCACGGACUAUGAGGGCCCAGGGAGCCCAGGGGAUUCAGAUCCCCCUGCCCUGCUGGCCCCCACCGGGCCCCCUCCCCGUCUGCCCAAUGGGGAGCCCAGCCCUGAUCCAGGGGGCAAGGGCACCCCCCGGAAUGGCUCCCCACCACCACCUGGGGUCCCCGCCUCCCGUUUCCGGGUGGUGAAGCUACCCCAUGGCCUGGGAGAGCCUUAUCGCAGAGGUCGUUGGACGUGUGUGGAUGUUUAUGAGAGAGACCUGGAGCCCCCGAGCUUUGGCCGGCUCCUGGAGGGAAUUCGAGGGGCCUCGGGAGGUACCGGGGGCAGAUCUUUGGAUUCCAGGUUGGAGCUGGCCAGCUUGGGCCUGGGCGCCCCUACCCCACCGCCCGGCCUGUCUCAGGGCCCUACCUCCUGGCUCCGCCCACCCCCCACAUCCCCUGGACCUCAGGCCCGCUCCUUAACUGGGGGGCUAGGCCAGCUGGUAGUGCCCAGCAGGGCCAAGGUAGAAACACCCCCACUGUCAGUCUCCCCACCCCAGCAGCGCCUCCCAGAGCCUGGGACCGGGGAUAGCGCGGGCACAUCCCAGGCCGCCACGCCCCUGCCCUCCCUGAGGGUGGAAGUGGAGGCUGGGGGCUCCACAGCAGGGACCUCUCCCCUGUCUAGAAGGAAAGAUGGGGCCACACGGCUGAGGAUGGAGUUUGUUGCUCCUGAGGAGACAGGGCAGGUGCCCCCCCUUGACUCUCGCCCCAGCUCUCCAGCCCUCUACUUCUUUCCCGAUGCCAGUCUGGUUCACAAGUCUCCAGACCCCUUUGGAGCAGCAGCAGCCCAGAGCUUCAGCCUGGCCCGCUCCAUGUUGGCCAUCAGUGGUCACCUGGACAGCGAUGACGACGGUGGCUCCGGAAGCCUGGUUGGCAUUGACAACAAGAUUGAACAAGCCAUGGUUUUUGGCUGGAGACACAAAGCUAAGCCACCCAUUUUGGGACACUCUGGCUCCAAGAAAUCUGCAUUGAAGGGGGUGGAGAAGACUCCCAAGGUGGUUGAGACUUUCAAGUUGGUUGAGUGCCCCACAGAGGCUAAGCUCCCCCACACGGAUGAGUCCCCCAAGGAGGCUGAGCCCUGCGUGACGGAGUUGGAGCUGGGCCGUGAGUGCCAAUCCCUUCUGUGGCUGCCCCGGACAGCUGUCCAGUCUGUCUCCACGCUCAUGGUCUCUGCCCUGCAGACCGGCUGGCAGCUGUGCAGCUGGAAGUCAUCUGUGAGUUCUGCCUCAGUCGCCUCCCAAAUGAGGACCCGGUCCCCAUUGGACACACCGGAGGCUGAGAUGCUGCGGGAAGUGUAUCUGGUGCUAUGGGCCAUCCGGAAACAACUGCGCCAGCUGGUCCGCAGGCAGGAGAGGCACAGACGGAGGCACCGGAGCCGGACCCACACCGUCCCGCAACCUGACCCAGUUCAGUCCCUGAAACAGGAUGCCCGAAGUCCCCUCUAGGGGAGCACCAUAGAUCUUUCAGAAAGCCCCCACCUGACUCUUAGGUAAGGUUGAUAAAAGGGGUCAGAGCAGCAGGCCAGAAGUUGUAGGUGAGACGAUGUUUUCAUACUGUCACCUGUCAUCAGGAGUCCAAGGCCAGGACUGGGGUCCCACAUACUUCCCUUCAUUCCACUUAUCAAUUUAUAAAAAAUUAUCAAAAUAUUGGAAAAUAAAUACCAGAUAUUUCCGAGCA
Molecule: messenger RNA, 2437 nt
Organism: Galeopterus variegatus (Sunda flying lemur)
Lineage: Eukaryota; Metazoa; Chordata; Mammalia; Dermoptera; Cynocephalidae
Gene: TSC22D4
Product: TSC22 domain family, member 4
Exons: 6
Coding region: 682-2205 (507 amino acids)
Biological process (GO): response to osmotic stress; regulation of transcription by RNA polymerase II
Source: RefSeq, a predicted model, not a curated record